Messenger RNA from Bemisia tabaci, 1217 nucleotides. NCBI's taxonomy places the organism in Eukaryota, Metazoa, Arthropoda, Insecta, Hemiptera, Aleyrodidae. The record is from RefSeq and is a predicted model, not a curated record.
AGUACCCCUUUAGAGUUUCCAUUGCAGGUAGACUUCUUCAUUCCCUCUUCAAAUCCAUCUGCUUGUCAUCUUGCAGGAGAUGAUCUGGGGGAGUACUUCUUACAAAGCUCUGUCUUGCGAGGUGUUCAAAUGACAAUGCCAAGUGUGGCAUGGUUGCUUCCGUCAGACCUUUUCUGGAAGCCGAAUGAAGUCUUUAUUGAGACGGAAUCCCGCAACUACACCCUCGAGGACUUCGAAGACUUUUUCAAUGAUAUCUCUUAUCCAACUGGAUGGGAAAUGCGUAAAGAUGUUCUUAAGUACGCUCAGCGCUUUGCACCUCCUGGUGUUGAGGUUCAUUGUCUUCAUGGUUAUGGCGUUAACACAGUCGAAAAAAUGAUUUACAAAAAAGGCAAAUGGCCUGGUGGCUACCCAACUUUUUCUUUUGGAGACGGAGAUGGAACGGUAAAUAAGAGGAGUUUGGAAGGCUGCGUCUACUGGACUGGCAAACAGAAACAGAAAGUCUACCAUCAGGUGUUCCCAAAAGUCGAUCACAUGGACAUUUUGCAGGAUAAAAAUGUUGUGUCAUACAUCCAAAACCUUUUAGUGAAACUGUGAUUAUUACUGAGUGCGUCCUGGUUACCUGAUUUUAUUUUCUACUAACCUCAUAUCAGUCAAUAUAAUAGAUCUGUAAGAGCUUUUGUUUUUUCUUUCUCUCUUUUUUCAAAUUUGUCUGCUUUAGUACAGUCAAAUUGCCUGAAAGUCUCAUUGUUGUUAUUUAGUCUUGUAAAAUGUUGCCUUAAUUCAGUGUCGUGCUCAAGUCUAUGCAUUAACAAGGUGUCAGCCAGAAAAAAUAAAGGUGAAGAAACACCACCUAAAAAUUUUAAACCAAUAAAACACUUUUUUUUUUUGUUUAAAGGCAAGUGAAAAUGUUAUAAUAAGUCCAUUUUGCAGGGGCCUGAGAAGAAUUUGGGUUCUCCCAAUCGGCCUGCUAAUCAGAUAAAGUAUUGCCAUCCAGAGGCAAGAAGCCGAUCUAGCUUUAACUGAUAACUGAAAACUUGUAAGCUUACAACUAUUGAAUAUUUAGAUAUUCAUGUAUAGAGCAUGGUUACAUUUUGAUGCAACUGUACAAAUAUGGCGGGAAAAAACUAUGGAGGCAGGAAACGCCCUCUCACAUACUGAGUCAGCUGGCACCUUUCUCUUCAAUUAACUGUAAUUUUUGAGUCGCUCAUUUUCAUGCA